AUGGGCAGCGUUGCGAUGGAUUCUCGCGCUGUGCAUGAUCUGACCCCAAGUGCAGUCCUCACUGCACUCGCCAUUGGCCUUGUGACAGCUCGCUUUUGCGCUCGAGCUCGAAUCCUCGGCAAAUUGGAGUCAAGCGACUGGGUUGUUGCUGCUGCUUUGUUUUUUUCGGUCGGCUUCAUGGCGAUGCUUAUCGCUGAGACAAAAUUUGGCAUGGGCUGGCAUGAGAGUGAUCUUCUACCAGAAACUUUGACCAAGCAAUUGAUAAUCUUCUGGCUCUCGAUACCCGUUUACAAUGUCGCCAUGAUCCUUGCAAAGGUGUCCAUCUUUCUACAAUACUCGCGGGUGUUUCAAACCAAGAAGAUGCGCAUUUUAUGCAGUAUCAUAAUUGCUAUCCUCGCCAUGUACGGUCUCUGGGCUGUCUUGGUUGCCUUGUUACGCUGCAUCCCUGAAGCCAAAUCCUGGAAUCCCAACCUCGCAGGACACUGUUUGAAAAACGAGAUACUGUGGUUCAUCAAUGCAGGUGUUUAUAUCGUUGUCGACCUUGCUAUUAUUGUCAUUCCAAUACCGGCAUCGUUUGCUUUGUAUUUGUCUCUGAGACAGAAAAUCGCCUUGUCCGUUAUGUUUGGGUUAGGAGGGCUUGUUUUUAUUAUCAGUAUAAUCCGCCUGCAGAGUGUGAUGGUUCUCUCUACUUCAUCUGGCUUUACUCACGACAGUCCCAGCUUCUCAAUGUGGUCCUCAAUCGAAUGCAACACAGGAAUAAUCUGCGCAUGCCUCCCAACCCUCCGCCCUUUACUCUCUCGCGUCUGGCCCUCGAUAAUGCCUGACCUGGACACCAGUCGAUCGCAAACGAGACCCUCAUCGCGAACCUAUGCGUACCGAAGUCGACAAACCGCCCCCGCAGAUGGAAUCGAGCUCGCCAGACUUCGGCAAGAUGGUAGGACGAAUAGUGGUAAUUAUCAUAAUGUGGAUGAAUGGAACAGGAGACUUCCCAUACCUGGCAAUGCUUUUGCGGAAGAUUUGUAUCGAAAGGGGUCGUUUUUUCAGUCUCCGCGAAACAGUUUGCCGUGA
Talaromyces rugulosus is the source of this 1068-nucleotide messenger RNA. RefSeq lists its product as uncharacterized. The coding region runs from base 1 to 1068 and encodes 355 amino acids. The record is from RefSeq and is a predicted model, not a curated record. Lineage: Eukaryota; Fungi; Ascomycota; Eurotiomycetes; Eurotiales; Trichocomaceae. The transcript has 6 exons.